AUGCCCUAUGAGCCCCUUCCUUCACUCUUCACAGGCACUCUUGAGGAGGAGGUGGAGGAGGAGGAAGUGGUCGCACCUCCUGCUAUGCCCUAUGUCCCUACCUCAGUCCCCACCCCCAACCUCCUACAGUUGGUGUCGCCGUCUGUGAUGAUCACCGACGGGCAGCGCCUUGUCACUGAGCAGCUGCAGGACGAAAGCAGCAUGGAUGGAGUGCAGCAGAGUGGGGGACAGGAGACAGGGGAGCAGCAGACAGGGGAGCAGCAGAUUGGGGAGCAGCAAAUAGGGGAGGAGCAGAUUGGGGAGUAG
Closterium sp. Naga37s-1 is the source of this 306-nucleotide messenger RNA. The record is from the annotation of a GenBank genome assembly. Lineage: Eukaryota; Viridiplantae; Streptophyta; Zygnematophyceae; Desmidiales; Closteriaceae.